Messenger RNA from Chenopodium quinoa (quinoa), 1604 nucleotides. Its product is annotated as transcription factor GTE12-like. The coding region runs from base 410 to 1567 and encodes 385 amino acids. Gene Ontology annotation, molecular function: protein binding. The record is from RefSeq and is a predicted model, not a curated record. Lineage: Eukaryota; Viridiplantae; Streptophyta; Magnoliopsida; Caryophyllales; Amaranthaceae. The transcript has 5 exons.
GUAUAUUAGCCAUUAUAUAAGAGGAGAGACUAGAGAGAUAAGGUGUAUUUUUUUUAAAAAACAUGAUAGUGAGGGUGUAGUGUGUUAGUACGCAUAGCCGCAUAGGAAACCUUUUUUUUUUUUUAGGAAACUUUUUUUUAUUUUUUUAUUUUGACAAGAGGAAACUUUUAUCUAAUUGAUUUACUCUAACUUUAGGCGUUUCAUGCACUUUAUUUAUUGGGGCGCUGAUUUUAUUAACACACUUUAAAAAAAAAAAAAAAAAAUUUAGCUCUCUCUCAGUUCUCUAUUGAACUUGAAGCGCACUCCACUUUCUCUAUUGAAGCGCAGUUCAAGUUCUCCAUUGAAUCACACUUUGCUUUUUGUUACUUGUCUCCUCCAUUGAACCAGCAUUUGAUACAGUCCAUAAAUCAUGUGCAUAAAGAGUGCCUGUCCUGAUAAGAGUGCCUGUCCUGCGAAUGGUAUUAUUGAUGAUGCGAGUGAAGUCAGUUCUGGUGUCAAAAAUAACAUUCAUGUGCUUGGAGUAUGUCCAUUGUCAAAGCAACCGCCUAAAGAGGACGGUGUGUUCAAGAAAUCGUCGGAAACUUUCAAUCAGAUAACAAAUGUGAUUGGCAAUAAGAAGGUUAACUCCACUCUUGGAUUGAAAAGAAGAUCAGAGGAAGUGAUCAAAGGUCCUGUAUCAAAGAAGUUGAAGUUAGACCGGUCUACGACAUUACUUUGUCAGACGGUUCUUGAAAAGCUGAUGAGCAAUCCGUUGAGUAAUCUGUUUAAAGUCCCUGUAGAUCCUGUUAUGUGGAAUAUUGACGACUACUUUGACAUCAUCAAAAAGCCAAUGGAUCUUGGGACCAUUAAACAGAAAUUGCUGCAGCAUAAAUAUGAUCGCGCUGAAGAAUUUGAGGCUGAUGUGAGACUGACUUUUUCUAAUGCAAUGUUAUACAAUCCUCCUGACCAUUAUAUCCAUCAGCGUGCGAGUUCUCUCAUCAGGGUGUUUGAUCGUCUUUGGGAACACAGAGAUGUAAGGCAAAGGUCUUCUCAUGAGCAUAAUAGUGACCGCCCUUUGUCUUCAUCAAAGUUCAAAUGUGAUGUUGCAACAGAGAAAAUUAUUCCUUAUGAUGAAUUUACUGCUGUAAAGGAUAAACAUACUUCACCAUUGCAAAUGGGUAGCUUUGGUCAAGUUUCUGCAAGUUUGAGUUUUAUGGAUUCAGAACAUGGCUAUGCUAGUGCUCCUUCUACAAGUGGCUCUUUUGGUGCUACUGCUCCUUCUACCACCAGUAUGAGUUUUAUGGAUUCAGAACGUGGCUAUGCUAGUGCUCCUUCUACAAGUAUGAGUUUUAUGGAUUCAGAAUGCAGAUUAUCAGAUGUUGAACUCUCUCCAUCAAGAGCCCUGCAUAUUGCAAAAUUGAAGAAUCGGUAUGCAGACACCAUAAUGAAGGCCCAAAAUCACACAUUGUUGGAACCGGGUGCUAAAACAAUUCGGCAGCGAGAGAAGAAAAUAAUGCAGAGGCGGCAACAUGAAGAGACAGCUAACAUGGAUGCAAAAAUAAGUGUAAGGAUUAAAGUGUUCAACUAACUUGCAAUCAACCCACAAUAGCAAUGAACAAACAAGC